This is a messenger RNA of Hordeum vulgare subsp. vulgare (domesticated barley), 1251 nucleotides long. RefSeq lists its product as uncharacterized. The transcript is spliced from 5 exons. NCBI's taxonomy places the organism in Eukaryota, Viridiplantae, Streptophyta, Magnoliopsida, Poales, Poaceae. The record is from RefSeq and is a predicted model, not a curated record. The coding region runs from base 177 to 929 and encodes 250 amino acids.
UGGCCUUGGUUCGUCUCCACGCCCCCCCAUUCCUUUCCCUGCCCUGCUGCCCACCCACAUCUCCACCUCCACCCUCCACCCUCCCUCUCUCCAUCCACUCCACCGGCGCAUCGGGUGUCUCCGUCUCCGUCCGUCCGGCCGCCGUACGUGGUGUUCUUUCUUCCUGAGCCGGCGACAUGGCCGCCGCUGCUGCUGCUCCUGCAGGCGGCGACGACGCGGUCGCCGCCGACAUCAUCUGCUCGCUGCGCGGGGCCGACCUGGCCGGGUGGACGCCGCCGUGGAGCAAGCGCGCGAGGCCGAUGGAGGACGCGAGGGAGCUGUCCUGGCCGGCCAUGGCGCGCGGGAAGCGCUCGCAGCGCCGCUCUCCGGCGUCGUCGUCCGCGGCGGCGGGGGGUAAGAAGGCGAGGUGCGCCCGGUCCAGCCCGGCCUCGCCGCUCGACUACAGCGCCGGCUCCGCCUCCCUCCGCUCCGGCGCCUCCACCAGCGGCGGCGAGGACGGCGCCUUCUGCUCCCCCUGGCACCGCCGCGCGGCCACCGCGCCGGCGACGACGAUGACGAAGGUGGGCUCCAUCGGACGGCCACAGUUGACCUUCCAGGCCCCGCCUCCGCGGCCCGCCGGCCAGAGGCAACGGAAGAAAAUGAGGCUGCCGGAGGUCCAACAGCUGGUGCGGUCGCUCGCCGUGGAGAACGAGAGCCUACACGAGGAGAUGCGGGCUCUGCAGAGGGCUUGCUCCGCGCUGUCAAAAGAAAAUGACAAGCUUGAGACAAGAAUAGAGCAAUCCAACUCACGGAAUGAAGCCACAUUGAAGGAGCACAAGGGAAAACAGCAGCUUGAUCAGCAGCAGCAGCAGUCCCCACAUGACAGCUUCGCGCUACCAGAUCUCAACCUUCCCGCACAGGACGGUGCCGAUGGGUCAGUCCACUGUUGAGAGCUCCAGACCACCGCGGCUUCGCUAACCGAAUAACAAAGUGUACAUAGAGGUAGCAGGCUUAGCUAGACAAGGAGGGGCACCGCACGGGAGUGCCAUCCAAAAAGAAAAGAAUGGCACUGGUUUCAUAAGUUUUUAGAAUUUGUAGCUAAACAAAACGACUAAUUUAGCUCAUCUGCUAAUUGUUUCUAUAUUUCAUAGAGCUGAGGGGUGGUACAGCUCAAACCGAGUCACGCCGUGUAGCCAAUUUAGAUGAGUUUAUUAUUCAUGUUACUUUGUUAUAAGUGAUGGAAAUGUUAUCUGUGCAGAUUUGGUUACAGUA